UUCCUAAUUUGCAUUGUAGAGAAUGAGGGUUUGUAUGAUCCUGACCUUUAUGAAGGAGACAUGAUUCUGACAACUGAUCAACGUGUGGCGGCAGAAAUGGGACUGGAUAUAGACAAUCCAACGGGAAGAGGCGCGACUAAAGGCAGACAGUGGCCUGGAGGGGUCAUGGCUUACGUCAUCGACUCAAGUCUAUGUACGAUUCAAUUCUUUUUCUUUAGAUAAAUGUUAAUUUAGCAUAGCAAGUGUGGAAGCAAAUGUACCUUGUAGAUUGCUAUUCCAUUCAUUCGUUUAUUCAUAAUUGUUCUGAAGCAGAACAUUUCCAUCGAAGUGUUUGCAACGAGGAGGCUGAUUAAUGGACAUCAGCUUCUUGAUAUUGUAAGUCUUGGGAGUGCCGUCAUCAUAAACAGUCUUCGUAAGAUAGAUUACUAAUUAAAAAAUUCAUUUUUGGAUGUGGGUUGAAUCUAGAAUGUAAGGGCUUUACGCCGGAAAAAGAAAACUGUCGUACUCCGUAGUAAAGAGGUAUUCCUGUUAAGCGGGUGUUUGGAAAGCAGUGUAAGACUGUUCAAUGGACAACACUUGCCCCCUUCUACUGCAGUUGAAUUAGUCAUGGUUGCUUUUUAUAUUUUCGAUUCAGCUCGAGAUUCCCGUGCCAUGAGUGCCAUCCAACAGGGAAUGGAGGAAUGGACAAGCAAAACUUGCAUCCGCUUCAAGAAAAGAACAAACGAGGGGGCUUACGCUAAUUUUAAACUUGGCUCAGGGUAA
Porites evermanni is the source of this 762-nucleotide messenger RNA. NCBI's taxonomy places the organism in Eukaryota, Metazoa, Cnidaria, Anthozoa, Scleractinia, Poritidae. The record is from the annotation of a GenBank genome assembly.